AUUUCUUGAACAGAAUCCCCAUCUUCAGUGGAAUCGGAGACCGCCGUCUCCCAGUUUCAACAAGGGAUCAUCACUGCAGAAGUGACACCUUUAUUGGCAAUUAACAUCGUACAAGACGCAGAUGAGCCAACAUCCACCGUUGAAUAUGACACGCUAGCGCCAGAUCAGCCACUGGUUCAGAUGGACCAAAAAAGAGCAGCACUUGGUUCCAAUGAGAUAGCAGUCACCUUUGAUGAUGAUUCUAUUGGUUUUGGAUCAAAAAGAGAAUGCGAGAGAAUGAUGUCAACUAAGGAAGACAUUGCUGUUUGUAGUAAUGAGAUAGAAUCAUCAAACAUUGGCAGUGCUGUUAAAGGUCGUGAAAAGUCACAACAGGGCAGUUUGUUAAUUGAAGUUGAAAACAUUGCGACUCUUUCUGAAUUUGAGGAGUUCAAGAUCUAUUGCAUCAAAGCAAAAGAGAAACUUAAAAAUCAUGACGCCAUGGAACAGAGUUGUAAGGACAUGCAAGAUGAGCUGAACCGACUUAAGUUAUGCGUAAAAGAAGCAGACAAGCAGAGACUUAAGCAAGAGAGAGUAAUGAUUGAAAACAAAGUACUUGCUGCAAAGAAUGAAGAAUUGUCCCAAAAAGUGGAUUUUCUAAGUAAACAGCUCGAAAAGGAAGUCUCUUCCAGAGCAAAUGACAAAGGGUACAUCUUCAGUUUAGAAAUAGAAUGCGAAACAGUUAGGGAAGAAUUGGAAAAGCAAAAUGAAGAUAGGAUGAAAUCGCUCAAGUUGAUAGAGAGUAAGAAAGUUCAAGAAGCAAAUGAUAUUCUGGCCAAAAUAGAACCAAAUUCUUUAAAAGAGAAACUAUUGCAAGCUAAUUUAAUCUGUGAAGAUACAAAGAUAAAUCUAGAAUUAGUUGCAAAGAAGGCCAAUGAAUGGUCUGAGGUUGAAGAUCUUGUGAGGUCAAAAUCUUCUGAGUGCAGACCUUUGACGGAAGAUCUUAGACAAAAUGGAAUAGGCUCAGACCAAUGCAGUUCAGAAGUUGGCUCACAGGCAGUAAAUGUGAAAGAUUUCAUCGGCAUUUUGCUUAAGGAGCAGGAGCGUGCUAAGAAAAUUAUUGCAGAGCAAAACAUUCAAUACAACGAGCUGAAAACCAGACACGAUGCUGUGUUGGCAAAGAACAACGAACUGCAAAACGACAUUUCUAGAUUAGUGCUCACUGAGCGAGAGAACUCUGACCUUAGAAAGAGGCUUCAGAAGCUAUCUAGUGAGCGUGGCAUCGUGAGAAAGAAUCUGGACUGGCAAGUAGAGAAGGAAAGCGAGAUCGAACUGCUGAGUGAAACAAACAGCACUUUGAUGACAGAGAAUGAGAGACUUCGCUCACAUGCUGAUCAACUUGUGCAAGAGAAAAGUGAAUGUGAAGUGGUGCUUGGUCUUCUUGAAAAAGAAAAUGAAGGUCUGCUAGAAAAAGCAAUCAAGCUUGAUGAUUUAGAAUUGCACCAGAAUAGACGACAAGAUGAUGUAAAAGGGUUACAGGAGGAGAUUUUAUUUUUGGGAGAAAUCAUCAGAGAGAAAGAUGCAGAGAAGAUGAGGCUAGCAGAAGACGUUCUUGAUUUACAAGAAAAGCUAGAAAACGAAGAAUUCAAAUACUUAGAGGCACACGAAGAGAAUGAGUGUUUGAAGUCAGAGAUAUCUGAUUACAAAAUCAGAUUUGAUCAGCUCAAAAGUGAUUAUAAAAUGAACCAAGAAGUGGCCAUAGAGCAACGUGGCACAAUUUCCUCUUUGAAUCUACGGAAGGCAGACCUUGCAAUAGAAAUCGACCAUUUAAAAUCUCAUCUCGGGAGCCUAAGAAAAAUCAAAGACGAAAACGAGGCACUUUACAGUGAAGUUCGAAGCACGAAAAAAGAUUUAAAAGAAAUGGAGAGCCAGUAUCAUCGUGCUAAGUUUGAAGUCGAUAGAUUCAAAAAAAAGAAUGAAGAAAUGUUUGCUGACUUUAAUUCAGCUGCUGAGGUGUUUUCUAUGGAGAAGAAACAGUUGCUUCAGAAAUGCAUCAGUUUAGAAAAGUUUAUGGCAAAGGAAAGGUUGGAAUAUGAAGCUAGCUUAAAUGAGACUGAAAGAGAGAAGGAGGUUCUCAAAUCAGAGCUUGGCAUGAUCGAUGGCUGUCAUAAAUUUAAUUUAGAGGCAAUGGUCAAGCUUCGUGAUGAGCUGGCUGAAUGCAAGAAAAAUCUGGCGGUCUAUGAAGUGAAUGAUAACAGACCAAGAGAUGACCCAAGAUGGAAACUUGCAGAAAACAAUAAAUACGAGGCAAAGCUGAAGAAUUGCUUUUGCCAAAUAACACAAUUAGAAUACGAAAUAGAGAGAAGAGGAAAAGUUAUCAAAGAAAACGAAGAAGACUUCAAGAAAUUUGCAACCAAAUAUAAAGAAAUCAAGGCUGAGAGAGACGAGCUGCGAAACGAAUACUUCCAGUCUAAAGUAUCGGUGCAGAAGCUUGAAUCUCAGCAACAUCUUAUAGUUCGAAAGAGUCGAAGCCUUGAGUCACAGGUUGUUGAGUUAGAGAAAAAGAACGAUCGCCUUUUGGCGGAAAAGAAAGAGAUUGAAAAGCUGUACUUUCAGUGUCUGAAGGACAAUGACAAAUUUUGCCAGAGCAUUCACACUCUGGAUAUGACACUCAAGUUAUCAAAGAGCAGAAACGAAAAUCUUGGAGCCUCAAAACAAGCUGCUCAGAAGGAGCCUGAGCCCACAGCCACUGAAUAUACUGGCGCUGAAGCAAAGUGUGACGAAAGCUGUGAAGAUAAUUUGCAAAAAACAGGAAGUUGCUAUAAAACUGAACCAUUUGGUCGGUCAUUAUUUGAUAAUAAUCUAUAGACUUUUUUCAUUUACUUAUAAAUAUCUAAAAAUCCUUGGUAAACAAACAGGCUAAUAAAUUUUUGCAGAAAGUUGCUGUAUUUUAUUCAAAUGAUUCUAGCAUGUAUAUAUAUGGAAGAAAUGAAAUUUGUAAAUAUGUAAAAUUGUGAAUCUUUAUGUACUAAUAUUUGCUGAUGAAAAUCCACAUGUUUUUUUGUGAUAUUGACCUCUGAUGACACUUAACAAAUGAUUGAACAAAAAUUGUCAAUUCAUCAUUUUUAAAGUUGUGCUCAAAACCUCUUAGAUAAAAGACGAACCAGAGCAUAUACCAGAAAUUUGAGACGCACUUGGCUUACCCGACAUCUGUCCUGGCCGUGUGAAAAUUUUUGAGCCAUUCGAUUGGUACCUUUGGUACAAAAUAGCUUUUUCGUACCUCUAUCUAGAAGGACUGUAAGUCCGCCGAAAGCGGGGGUAUUUACUGAUCGCAUUUUCAAGGUACACUCGUAAACUAAAGUGUAAUCCGGGUCAAGUCAUAUCAAGUCAUAACAAGCCUGUUUAAAUAAAUACAGCCAUACAUGGGUUACAUCGAUGUGCCAGUUAGACAUGUGACCACAGCCGCAAAUCAACGAUAAUCAGCUUAACAAGUCAAACGAUUUCCAGACCUCAACUAAAAACUUUGAUAAAGAAGUUAUGGAAACUUCCGCUUACAUGAAUUUUUUUGCAUUUUUAACCUUCUGCUAGUUUCAAACAUGGUAUCAUUGUGUGCCUUAAA
Rhopilema esculentum is the source of this 3595-nucleotide messenger RNA. RefSeq lists its product as uncharacterized. The record is from RefSeq and is a predicted model, not a curated record. Lineage: Eukaryota; Metazoa; Cnidaria; Scyphozoa; Rhizostomeae; Rhizostomatidae.